AUGAAGGCCACCUUUGUCAUCUCGGCCGCCCUGGCCACCGGCGCUCAUGCCUGGACCUACCCCGACUGCGAGCAGGACGGCUGCUACCGCAACCUGAUUGACAAGCGUUAUGCCGGCGAGGCUCCCGGAUUCUGCAUUGGCUGGAUCGGCGGCACCACCACCGACAACGCCGCCAUCCCCACGCACUACCGCAACUGCCCCGACGUCAAGGCCCUUUCGUCGGCCUGCUCUUGCGUCGCUUACACGGCCACGCACACCUCGUCCACCACCACCACCCACCAGACGUCGACGAGCACCCCGCCGGUGACGACGACGACGACCACCAGCAGCACGCAGCCCCCGGUCACCUCGAGCUCCUCCUCGACUCAGACCACCACCAGCAGCACGAGCACUCCUAUCACUACCACCUCGUCCGAGUCUCACGUCACCACCAGCAGCUCGACCACCACGUCAGACUGCACCACUGAGACCGAGACCUCGACUCCUCCUCCUGUGACCAGCUCCACCACCACCACCUCGGACUGCACCACCGAGACGGAGACAUCUACGCCUCCUCCCGUCACCACCACCAGCUCGACCGAGACUGUGACCACCACUCCUCCUGUCUCGAGCAGCUCGUCCGAGGUCACCACGAGCAGCAGCACCAGCACUCCUGUUACCACGAGCAGCAGCACCAGCACUCCUGUUACCACGAGCAGCAGCACUAGCACUCCUGUUACCAGCAGCAGCAGCACUAGCACUCCUGUUACCACCACCACCAGCAGCACUCCUGUCACCACCAGCAGCACCAGCACGCCUGUUCCCACCAGCAGCUCGACCAAGACCGAGACUUCUACUACCACCGUCUCGAGCAGCUCGUCUGAGUCUCACGUCACCACCAGCACUCCUACCACGACCCAGUGGACUACGUCUACCUUCUUCACGACGUCCACUCACACUAUCACUAAGUGCCCUCCCACCGUGACCAGCUGCCCGGCCUCGUCGACCGUCACUGUGACCUCGACCAUCCCGGUCUCGACCACCGUGUGCCCCGUCACCAGCACCUCCAGCACCGAGGUUCCCACCACCACCAAGUCGUCCAGUUCCGAGAUUCCCACCGGCAGCAGCUCUUCGACUGACUCGACCAACACGGCCGUCACCACCACGCAGCCUCCCACCACCCAGUGGACCACCUCAACCUUUUUCACCACGUCGACUCACACCAUCACCAAGUGUGCUCCUACCGUGACCGACUGCCCGGCCUCGUCGACCGUCACUGUGACCUCGACCAUUCCCGUGUCGACCACUGUCUGCCCUGUGACCAGCACCGAGGUGCCCACCACCCAGCCUCCUCCCCCGUCGAGCACCACCACCCAGUGGACCACCUCGACCAUCUUCACCACCACGACCAAGACCAUCACCAAGUGCGGCCCCACGGUCACCGACUGCCCUGCCUCGUCCACUGUUGUUGUCACCUCGACCGUUCCCGUCUCGACCACCGUCUGCCCCGUGACCAGCACCGAGGCUCCCCCUCCUCCUGGCUCGUCGACCCAGGUUCCUCCUCCUGGCUCUUCCACCCAGGUUCCUCCUCCUCCUGGCUCUUCCACCCAGGUUCCUCCUCCUCCUGGCUCUUCCACCCAGGUUCCUCCUCCUCCUGGCUCUUCCACCCAGGUUCCUCCUCCCAAGUCCUCGACCCAGGCUCCUCCCCCCCCUGGCUCGUCGACUCAGGUUCCUCCUCCCGGCUCUUCUUCCACCCAGGCUCCUCCUCCUCCCAAGUCCUCUGGCUGCCCUGCCGGCCAGCACCCCGGCCCCAACGGCGAGUGCGUUCCCGUCACUCCCCCCUCCACCCAGAGCCCUCCUCCUCCCGGCACCACCCAGCCUCCUGCCGUCACCACCACCACCCGUGUCCCCACGGUCCCUAGCAGCACUGCUCCCCCCGUGGUCACUGCCGGUGCUGGCCGCUUCGGUGUCGAGGCUGCUUUCGUUGCCGUCGGUGUCGCCGCGGCUCUGUUCUAA
This is a messenger RNA of Akanthomyces muscarius, 1995 nucleotides long. RefSeq lists its product as uncharacterized. Lineage: Eukaryota; Fungi; Ascomycota; Sordariomycetes; Hypocreales; Cordycipitaceae. The transcript has a single exon. The record is from RefSeq and is a predicted model, not a curated record. The coding region runs from base 1 to 1995 and encodes 664 amino acids.